Molecule: messenger RNA, 1975 nt
Organism: Dimorphilus gyrociliatus
Lineage: Eukaryota; Metazoa; Annelida; Polychaeta; Dinophilidae
Source: the annotation of a GenBank genome assembly
CAGUCGAAGUUUAGAUGUUAAUGAAUGCAUUGUUCAUGAUAUAUAUCAAAUAGUGUAUUUAUAAUCAAGUUUGAAAUAUAGUUGGCCAACUGAAAAGUUCAAAAGCUAGAAGAAAAGGAUAAGAGAAAACGUUCUUUCUAACUUUAUGCAAAGCAUUGAAAAAUUGAAGUUUACAAUGGAUCAUAGGUUCUCAGUACUCGACUAUGCGCUUUUUGCAACUACACUAGUGAUAUCACUGAGUAUAGGAUUAUUUAGCGCUUUUAGAAAGCGAAAAGAGAAUACUACUGGAGAAUAUUUAAUGGGGGGAAGAAAACUUCAAAUGAUACCUGUUUCUCUUUCAAUUCUUGUUACAUACGUCUCCGCAAUUGGAAUAUUAGGAACUCCAGCUGAAAUUUAUACAUACGGUACUCAGUUUUCACUACAGAUAUUAGCUAUGAUGUUUGGCAAUUUUUUUGGAGCGUUUCUCUUCGUACCACUCUUUUAUCCAUUAAAAUUAACAAGUUGUCUCGAAUAUUACACUUUAAGAUAUAAAGAGAACUAUGUAAAAUAUCUCAAUAUUAUGCUCCUUACACUUAUUUCAGUUCUAGUAAAUGGUAUUGGAGUUUUUGCACCAUCCGUAGCCCUUCAGGGUGUAACAGGCCUACCUAGUUACAUAUCAAUUAUUGCCUGUACAAUUGUUGGAACUAUUUAUACAACUUUUGGUGGAAUGAAUGCUGUAAUUUGGACUGACGUCUUUCAAUGUUGUGUCAUUCUCGCUGGUUUAAUAACUGUUCUAGUAAAAGGUAUAAUAUCUGUUGGAGGAUUUAAGAGAAUGUGGGAAAUCAAUGAUCAAUACGGAAGAAUUGAAUUUUUCAAAUCUAUAAUUUUAACUGUUCCGUUUUUUGGCUUUAUUAGUACUGCAAGUACCCUUUGCGGUAUGGCAGCAUUUGCAUAUUAUGCAUUUAAAGGUUGUGAUCCACUAGCUUCUCGGCUUAUUUACGAUCCAAAUCAGAUAUUACCACUAUUUGUAAUGGAAUUAAUGGGUUAUUCUGGAAUACCUGGAUUAUUUGUAGCAUGUUUAUUUAGCGCAUCUUUAAGUACAUUGUCUUCUGGUUUAAAUUCAUUGGCAGCCGUUUUUUGGGAGAGUGUUGUGCAACCUAGAUACCCAAAUAUUGAAGAGAACAAGGCUGCAAAUGUAAACAAAUUAAUCGUAUGUUUCUUUGGUAUUAUAGUAUUAGGUUUUGCGAUUGGAUUUCAAUACGUCAAAGGAACGCUUAUUGAGAUUUUAUUUAGUGUUAUUGGCUUUGCAUCGGGCCCGAUGUGCGCAAGUAUUCUUUCAUCGGCAUCCUUUCCUUGGGUUUCUGCUAAAGCGUCAUUUAUCAGUUGUAUAGUUUCACUUGCUUUUGUAUUUUGGAUGAAUAUUGGGUCACUAAUUUAUAGAUUCACCUCUGAAAUGAAACCUUCGCCAAUUUAUAAUUGUUCAGCGGCGAAUGUUAUUCGAGAAUGCAUGAAUGUUCCAGGUAUAAAUUUAGGAAUGUUAAAUGGAACUAUCUACGAAGAAGCGCUUGUAAGUUCAAACUCUUAUUACGAUUUGAAUUCGACGUUAGCCUAUUGUAAAGAAUUUAUAAGCAAAUUACCUAAAGCAAUGCCAGUGAAUAAGCCAAAAGGAUUUCAGCAUUUCUAUGCUGUGACAUAUUUAUAUUAUUCAGCUAUCGGUAUCUUUAUAAGCGUUCUUGUAAGUUCUACAAUUAGCCUUAUACCAGCAUUAAGGUGUAAACACUAUGUAAAGGAUCGUUACCUUUUCGUUCACAUUAGAAUGCUUAGAAGAUUUAUUAAUAAAUACCGUACUGGUAAAGAAUAUCCAUACGGUUCCUGCGAUUUAUACGAUGAGAAAGGUGAUCUAAUUCUAACGGAUAUUGACGAUACAAAUAAAGAGCUCUUAAAGGAAAAGAAUGAAGUAAUUGAAUUGAAUAAAGACGAAUGUUCCUCUUUAUAA